AGAGCACUCGCAGGCGGCGCCAGGGGCGGAUCCCACCCAUCGCGCCCCCGCGCCGGACCCCGAAGGGGGUGGCGGGAGGGCUCUGAUACUUCGGGGUCGUCGGCCCCUCGCCAGCCGCCCGGGUCGGGUCAUGCUCACGCAAUGGGGCAGGGAGCCCAGAAGGACAACCCCCGGCAGCUCUGGGACCAGUACGACGCGGACAAGUCAGGCGUUCUCGACAAGAUGGAGCUGCGGCAGAUGCUGCGCGCGCUCUGGGGCCGCCACCAGAUCAAGAAGGAGCUGUCCCCCGACGUGCUGGACAGGAUAAUUCAGGAUCUGGACCACAACGGCGACGGACAGAUCAUCCGGCAAGAGUUUGUGGACCUCUACGAGCAGGUCUGGGACAUCAUCGCUUCAGAAUUCGGCGCCUCCAGCUCCUCGGCGCCCGCGGCGUCCGCGGGCUUGGCAGGCUCGGGUUCGAUGGAAAUUCCGAGUGAGUGGGCGCACGGGCGCGGGAAGCUGCCCGACCCCGCGCCCUCGGAAUGGAGCCUCGCCGCCAGCGACGGGCACGGCAAGGGCAGCGCUGGCGACAAGGAUUCCGAUGUGUUCGUGAUUUGCUUGGGGUUCCGCUUGAGCAAAGCAGAUGCCCGCAGUAUGCUGUUGCGCGCCCUCCCGCCCGACGGUGGGGACGAGCUGGGCGCCCGUGGGCUGGCGCUCCGCAUCUCCGCGCACAGGAUGCUCCUGGGCGCGCGGGAGGCCGUCUCCGAUCUCACGGAGACCCAGUGGGAUUUCUUCCCCGUCAGCGGGCCAGGGACGGUCACGUGGGUGUGCGGGUUCAUCCGCGAGAACGGCGUGACUUUCCGUUCGCGGCACGUGAAGCUCAAGGCCGAGACGAGGCUCGCGAGUUCUGACCAGGACGCGUCGGUCUAUGAGCUGUGCUGCCGCAGCAUGCACCUUGUGCUCACCUACCGACGGAGCCGGGGCCGUCAACAGCUGACCGUCGAGCUGUGGCCUUGCGGGGCGGCGUCGGCGCUCAACUUCCUGCGUGGGCGGGUGGGUGGCGGCAGUUUCGGUGAGCUCUCGGCAGGUCAGCUCGCUGGCGCCGGCUCGCCGCGCGACUGCGCCUCGCCGUUCGGCGCGCCAAGCAUAUGCCCCGCGCCAGCUUAUCUAGAGCUGCGCGGUUGCGCGCCCGGGCGCGACCAGUCCCCAGCGAAGGCAGUUGCGUUCACCGGAGGAAGCCCCGCGGUCCUUUCGGAUCCGGGGGUGCGCGAGCCAGUCCAGAUGUUUUCGGAGUCCGUGCAUGAUCUGCGGCAGAACUGGGAGAGACAUCCUUCGCGCCCUCGCGGUGGGCGGCAUUCCGGUGCAUCUUCGAACUUCGACGCCCGGUCGAAGGUUUCGCCGAGACUCUGCGCCAAGUGCGUGCGCGACUUGUUCAAAGCGGGCAUGGUCUAUUUCACCGCAGAGCGAAAACGCGCGUUGGCGCCGUUCUUCGCCCCCGAGCGGGACGGCAGCGGCAGGGGGCGCGCGGCUGGCGCGCGACAGGGCGGCGACCAGCCCGUCGCUGCCGCCCGCGUCGACGGCGUCGCGAUCAUCGGGUCGAAGAGCGACGAGGUGGUCGCGCAGCUGGAGUCUUUGCACGGAGCCUUCAAUAACGCGGGCCUCAAGUGCAAGAAUGUGGAGAUUCCUUCUCGCGAGCAGAAGUUCGCGCGCCUGGUCUUCGACAGAGAGCGCGGGUGCAUCUCGCUCGGGCUUGGCAGCGGUUCGCCUCGGGUUCGGAGUUGGCGAGUCGUCGGCCACUUCCGCUGGGCGGCGCUUCUGCGGCGGCCGCUCCUCCGCAUCUUCCAGUCGACCUACCGCUUCAUAGAGAAAGUUGGCGACAGCCGCUGGCGCUUGCGGCCCGAGCUGGCCCGCGAGCCGCGCGUCGCUGCUGCUUUUGCGCCGUUUGCCCAUUGCGGCGCGAAGCGCCCCGUCGACGGCGCGGUUUACCCCGCAGACGCCAGCGCGGGCGACCGCGACCCACGCGGGGGCUUGUUCGGCGGCGACGGGGCGACGAAGCGCAGGGUCGACGAGGGCCUGGCGCUGGACGCCGCUCGCGUUCGCGAGCGCUGGCGGCGCGGCGUCAAGGGCGCGAUCGACGCUCGGGAUUUCGCGCUCGCAACCCCCAGGGCGACGCGAGCUCCGCGCGGUUCGCGCGGCCCGGCCAGCUGGCGAGCCCCUCUGGUCAGCCAACGCCGCGAAGUUGAACGGCGAGUUCGGCUGCCGCCUGUCGCCGUUACCCGGGGCGCCCGAUAUGGCGCCCAGCUACGGCACUCUGCAGCCUCGCGCGCGGCCGCCGUGGAGCGCAUGGGCCUGAAGGAGUUGCGGGCGCGGCUGCGCCACGCUGGCGCCCAGAGUGCGGCCGGGCACUCCAGGCGCGCGCGCUACCUCGCCGGGCUCGAGAAGGUGGACGAGCGCGUCGCGGCUUGGUCCGAGGUGGUAGAGAGCCGGAUCGGGCGCAUCUUCGGCGAGCAGGUGGCCCCGCCGAUGCCUAGCUUUCUCGGCAAGAGCGACCCGAAGUUCAUGCAGCUUUGCGUGGGCUCGCCAUUUGGCAUUCGUUUCCGCGUGCCAGACGGAGUGAUCGUGUUGCUGCUGGGCUUUUCCGAUGACAAGAACAUCAAGGGGCUCCCGCGCGGGGACCUCUUCGAGGGCGGCGUCGCGCGGGGGCGCCGAGCGUGCUGCAUCCGCGACGACGUGCAGAGGCGGCACUGGGACGAACAACAAGGGCGUCCCGUGGUACCUGGAGGCAUUCGCGAGUUCGCCAAGAAUGAGUGUGAGUGCGUCGACCUCAAGAUUUCUGAGCGGCAGCAGGACAUUGGGCAGCAGGCCAAGAAGUACUUGUGA
This is a messenger RNA of Prorocentrum cordatum, 2859 nucleotides long. The record is from the annotation of a GenBank genome assembly. NCBI's taxonomy places the organism in Eukaryota, Dinophyceae, Prorocentrales, Prorocentraceae.